Molecule: messenger RNA, 1686 nt
Organism: Kockovaella imperatae
Lineage: Eukaryota; Fungi; Basidiomycota; Tremellomycetes; Tremellales; Cuniculitremaceae
Exons: 3
Coding region: 1-1686 (561 amino acids)
Biological process (GO): regulation of DNA-templated transcription
Molecular function (GO): DNA-binding transcription factor activity, RNA polymerase II-specific; zinc ion binding
Source: RefSeq, a predicted model, not a curated record
AUGGUAUCGGCCAGAUCAAAGACAGCCUGCGAUGCCUGCCGGUAUCGCAAGGUGAAAUGCUGUCCGUCGCCCGAAGCAGUUGGCUGCUGCAUAGGCUGCGCCCAACAAGGUUUCUGGUGUACAUUCAAUCUGCCUAGGGCGCGUCGUGGCCCCAAAGGCAAGGGCAAACGAUUCGACCUACUACGGCGUCUGCAGCCGACCAGGCAUCCACCGCCUGUUCAAGAGACUCAUCCCGCUUCACCGCCGCCCGUCACUACUCGUGAAAACGCCGGCACCAGCUUAGCCUUGAGCCUGGAGCAGAGUCCUCCACUGUCGCUGUUGUCUUCUUCCAGCAGCGGUCAUGCGUUGCUGCCAUCUGACACCGCUGAACACGCUGCCUCCGAUGACUACGCUGGAAUCUUCGCAGAUCCUGCGUUAAUUCACAGACUAGCACCAGAAACGAACUGGCUUCAGGACUUCUUGACCGACCCGUCUCAGUCCGAACCGCUCUUCCAGGCUGAGGCCAGCUCACCGACUCAGAGCUGGCGCGAUGAUGAUAUGUAUGCCGCCUUUCGCCGCAUGGUCGCUAUAUAUCCUCUCAUCACUUUGGACCGAUUCAAGCGUGACUUUGAAGAACAGUACCAUUCUCAACAGUUGCAGACGUUCGUCUCCGCCCUGCGGAUCGCCAGUCAAGCCGUUGCAUACAGGGAAAACCCUCAUCAGGGUACUCAUCUCCUUCGCGAGUCUGUUCGCGAGACAUUGGACAUUCGCUCGUCCUGCGACUAUUCCGCCUCGCCGAACGUAUACUGCGUCUACGUCGCCGUCGUCUUGUUCAUCGCUCACAGUGUGCUGGACGAGCAGAAUCGAGCCCUGCUGUACCUGUCCGAGGCCGUCGCUCUGAACAGCCUUCUGCCCUCUAACGCAACCGCCGCCGAUCGCUUCUCCGCUCGUUGUGCAGAGUUGGCCAUUUUCAACACUGAGAUGGCCACCAUUCCUCUCUACGUCAGCGCACAACGUCGGUCGACCAUUCAUCGGGCGCCGGUAGUGCCCAGUUCUUUGGAAGCUCUCCUUGAGGAGGUCGGGGCUGGGGCCGACGAGAUUGUCUUAUCGGCCAGUGAGCGUCAGUCUUUGAAUGUGGUCAUCCGCCUGUCUCAAGUAUACAACGCUGCGACGGGUAUGGACGGAGCUGUGCAGAUAUUGGAACGUGUAAUUCAGGAUGACGUCGUGGAUUCAAGCUCAGCAACAGGUUAUGAUGUGGUCGAAGAUGCGGUGCGAACCCAGUUCGUCGACUGCAAAGUCACAGCUCUGUGGCAGCUGUCCAAUCUGUUCACCUCGCAUCACACUAUCUCAUCUUUAGCCAGAGAGGGCAUGAGCGUCGCAGAUAUCUUCAACGUGCUGUGCAGGCGUUCACUCGAAGCGCUGGGCUGGACACUCGCGAUCCCGGUAGGAUCGCUAAGGAUCAUCGGCCUGGCAAAACUGACUGCGAUCGCCCGAAACGUCAUGACGUUCCAUCAAUGUGCGAGCGUUUUUGGCAUCGAAAACCCCGAUUAUCAAUCUGUGGUUCUCGGAUUGGCCCAUUGUGUGAUACAGGGCGAUUACGAACAAAAGUAUUCCGACCUGUUUGCGCCGUCUUAUGCUGCACACCUCUUUAAGGAUGUGGAGAUCACGGCACUGGUCAGCGAACACGUGGAUGAGGAGGCGGUAUGA